Microdochium trichocladiopsis is the source of this 1071-nucleotide messenger RNA. RefSeq lists its product as uncharacterized. Bases 129 to 821 code for a protein of 230 amino acids. The transcript has 3 exons. NCBI's taxonomy places the organism in Eukaryota, Fungi, Ascomycota, Sordariomycetes, Xylariales, Microdochiaceae. The record is from RefSeq and is a predicted model, not a curated record.
CCUCACCUCACCCCCUUCUCCUUCCCGUUCUUCCCUUUGCGCCGUCCUGCCUCGCGAACCUCAGGAUCGGGCUCUCCCACUGCGCUUCCUGUCCAGUCUCGUUGCUUUUCCACCUCGACUAAACAAAAAUGGUCACCACCAGAGCCGGCACCAAGACUCUCGUCGCCAACGGCGCCACGGGCGGCCGGAGUCCCUGGAUCCAUGUCCCCUCGCGCAUGCUCCUCCUGUGGUUCGCCAUCUCCCUGCCCCUCGUCACCUGGGACACCAUCUACGUCCUCGGCCGGCCCUGGACCAUGGAGGGCGGAGCCUGGCACUGGCCCAUGUACGUCCCCUACAAGCUCUACGGCGAGGUCGACCACGUCUACGGCUGGAAGGCCUUCAAUGCAAAGGUCGGCUUCACAGGGGCCCAGGGCGCCCUCAACGCCAUAGAGACCGCCAUGUACCUCGUAUACGUCUACAUCUACUGGACCAGCGCCGUCCCCGCAGCUUCUGUCGCCGGCGGCAGCGCCAAGGUCGGCGCUGCUGCCCAGGCCGACAAGACCGCCGUCCUCGUGGGGAAGCCUGCCGCCGUGGCGGUCCUGGUCGCCUUCAGCGCCUUCGUCAUGACGCUCAGCAAGACGAUUUUGUACUGGCUCUGCGAGUACUUUAGCGGCUACGACAACAUUGGCCACAACGCCCUGCGCGACCUCAUCGUCCUUUGGAUCAUCCCCAACGGCGCCUGGCUUGUCGCGCCAACAUAUCUCAUCUACGUGCUCGGCCAGGAGAUUGUCGAGGGGCUGACCAUGGCAUCCGCCGAGGCUCUCCCCAUCAAGUCCGACUAGUUUCGGAGGAUUUCACGUGCCCUGCCCGGGCAGCUUAGGUCGAGGGCCGUUCCUGUUGGCAGUGUUGCCUGCACCGGCGUGGGGCGAGCGGCCAUGGGACGGACAUUGAGCAGACGCUCACCAGAAGAAUUCAAAAUCUGAUGCCGUGGUGUGAGGCUAUCCCCUAACACCUUCUCCUGAUUGGGUACAUCAUAAAUGAGACGAGCUGCACAUAUACACAAGAACGUCACACAGGGGGUUGGUCGUCAAU